AUGCUUCAGGUCCCUUUGAAGUCCAAAAAUGGCCUGGCUUAUACAGGAAGAGAAAGAGAAGUUUUAAAAUUGAGAGGACUUCUACCUCCAGCUGUUAGAAGUUCAGAAUUACAAGUAAAAGCGGUUUUAGAAAACUUAAAAGGUUACGAGAAUGAUCUAUCUCGAUAUCUAUAUUUGAGGCAACUUCAGGAUGACAACGAAAGAUUAUUUUAUCGCGUCUUAUGUGAGCAUACCGAUUUGUUAAUGCCUAUAGUAUAUACCCCUACAGUUGGAUUGGCAUGCUUAAAAUACAGUGUUCUGUUUGAAAGACCAAGAGGAUUAUAUCUUUCCGUGCACGAUUCCGGUCAUAUUUAUAAUAUUUUAGGAAAUUGGCCAGAAAAAGAUGUUAAAGCGAUUGUUGUAACCGAUGGCGAGAGGAUACUGGGUCUUGGUGAUUUAGGUGCAAACGGUAUGGGAAUAUCUGUCGGUAAAUUGGCAUUGUAUACUGCUUUAGCAGGUAUUCCUCCAUACUUCACACUACCUGUAACAUUAGACGUCGGUACAAAUAAUGAAGGAUUACUUGCAGAUCCUUUUUAUAUUGGUCUUAAACAGAAAAGGGUUAGGGGACCAGAAUAUGACGAUUUUAUAGAAGAGUUUAUGGAAGCUAUAGUCAAAAAAUUUGGUCGAUUCUGUUUAAUACAAUUCGAAGAUUUCGGUAACAGUAAUGCAUUCAGAUUACUAGAAAAAUACAAGUAUCAUUAUUGUACUUUUAACGAUGAUAUUCAAGGUACAGCUUCCGUCGCUGUUGCGGGUAUUAUUGCAAGUUUAAAAAUAACAGGAAAAAAAUUAUCACAGAACAUAUUUUUAUUUCAGGGUGCUGGUGAAGCAGCGCUGGGAACUGCCGAUCUACUAGUUAUGGCUAUGGAUCAAGAAGGUCUAUCGAAAGACGAGGCUACUAGUCGAAUUUGGAUGAUAGAUUCUAAGGGUCUCAUCGUUAAGAAUCGUCCAAGCGGUGGCAUAAAUGCACAUAAAGGGAAAUAUGCCAAAGAAUGUCAUCCAAUACAAAAUUUAGAAGAAAUAGUUAAAUUUGUUAAGCCAACCGUUUUAAUAGGCGUUUCAGCCCAAAAAGGUGUUUUCACACCGGCUGUAUUGAAAGCCAUGGCUUCCAUGUCAGAUCAUCCUGUAGUAUUUGCAUUGAGUAACCCGACCGAUAAAGCAGAGUGUACAGCAGAGGAAGCGUACACUUACACAGAAGGUAAAUGUGUUUUCGCUAGCGGUAGUCCCUUUCCUCCUUUCACCUACCAGGGUAAAACUUAUCAUCCUGGACAAGGAAACAACGCUUACAUAUUUCCUGGAAUGGCUCUUGCAGUUACAGGUUGCGGCGUACAUCACAUUAAUGACGAAUCCUUUCUGGUAGCAGCUAAGGCUCUGGCUAACCAGGUGACCAAAGAGCAUAUUUCAGAAGGUCGUGUAUAUCCUCCCCUCCAGUCUAUACGUGAUGUAUCGCUUAACAUCGCUGCAAAACUAGCUCAAUAUUUUUAUGUGGAGAGUAUGGCCACUUACAGACCGGAACCGGAAGAUAAAGUUAGUUUCUUAAAGGGCAAACAAUACGAUUACAAUUACGUAGGUUAUAGUAACCGCCACAUCAACCUGAAUGGCUUAUUUAGUCAAUUAAAUUCUAUUUUUAGAGGAUUAUAUCUUUCCGUGCACGAUUCCGGUCAUAUUUAUAAUAUUUUAGGAAAUUGGCCAGAAAAAGAUGUUAAAGCGAUUGUUGUAACCGAUGGCGAGAGGAUACUGGGUCUUGGUGAUUUAGGUGCAAACGGUAUGGGAAUAUCUGUCGGUAAAUUGGCAUUGUAUACUGCUUUAGCAGGUAUUCCUCCAUACUUCACACUACCUGUAACAUUAGACGUCGGUACAAAUAAUGAAGGAUUACUUGCAGNUUUCGCAUUUGCAGACUAA
Centruroides sculpturatus (bark scorpion) is the source of this 1938-nucleotide messenger RNA. RefSeq names its product NADP-dependent malic enzyme-like. The coding region runs from base 1 to 1938 and encodes 645 amino acids. Gene Ontology annotation, cellular component: mitochondrion. The transcript is spliced from 16 exons. Gene Ontology annotation, molecular function: malate dehydrogenase (decarboxylating) (NAD+) activity; malate dehydrogenase (decarboxylating) (NADP+) activity; NAD binding. NCBI's taxonomy places the organism in Eukaryota, Metazoa, Arthropoda, Arachnida, Scorpiones, Buthidae. The record is from RefSeq and is a predicted model, not a curated record. Gene Ontology annotation, biological process: pyruvate metabolic process; malate metabolic process.